CUAUUCUAUCAAGAAUCUGUGAAUUGUAGGGUUAAUUUGCCACGAGUCGGCUCCAAGAUGCAGAUUUUUGUGAAAACUUUAACUGGGAAGACCAUCACGCUUGAAGUCGAAGCGUCGGAUACAAUUGAAAAUGUGAAAGCUAAAAUUCAAGAUAAGGAAGGUAUUCCUCCUGAUCAGCAGCGACUUAUUUUUGCUGGAAAGCAGUUGGAAGAUGGUCGUACAUUAUCAGAUUACAAUAUUCAGAAGGAAUCUACACUUCACUUAGUUCUCCGAUUACGUGGCGGUGUUAUUGAGCCCAGUCUACGUAUUUUGGCUCAGAAAUAUAAUUGUGACAAAAUGAUUUGCAGGAAGUGCUAUGCACGUCUUCAUCCCAAGGCUACCAACUGCAGAAAACGAAAAUGUGGCCAUUGUAAUAACUUGAGACCCAAAAAGAAGCUGAAGUAAACUUCAUGUAUCAUAUUUAUGUUCAGAAAUAUGACAGUGGAUUGAAUGAUGAAUAAAUAAAAUUAUACUGUUUCUU
Molecule: messenger RNA, 520 nt
Organism: Stegodyphus dumicola
Lineage: Eukaryota; Metazoa; Arthropoda; Arachnida; Araneae; Eresidae
Gene: RpL40
Product: ribosomal protein L40
Biological process (GO): translation
Cellular component (GO): ribosome
Molecular function (GO): structural constituent of ribosome; protein binding
Source: RefSeq, a predicted model, not a curated record